Chaetomium globosum CBS 148.51 is the source of this 603-nucleotide messenger RNA. RefSeq lists its product as uncharacterized. Gene Ontology annotation, molecular function: proton transmembrane transporter activity. Gene Ontology annotation, biological process: proton motive force-driven ATP synthesis. NCBI's taxonomy places the organism in Eukaryota, Fungi, Ascomycota, Sordariomycetes, Sordariales, Chaetomiaceae. The coding region runs from base 1 to 603 and encodes 200 amino acids. The record is from RefSeq and is a predicted model, not a curated record. The transcript is spliced from 3 exons.
AUGUCCUUCGCCCUGGUCAUGAGGCGAUCGGGCCUCACGGUGGGCCGCACCAUGGCUCGUUUCGAGUCGACCGCCAACACAACAACACAAAAGGCCGCCGAGUCGGCCAAGCAGGCCGCCGCGCAGGCCUCCGCAGCCGCCUCCAAGGCGACGCAGGGCCUGUCGCGCGUCGCUUCCACCGCCGGCCCGGCUAUCGCCAACGCCGCCAAGGGUGUGUCGGGUGCGCUGGGUCGCGUCGGCGGCCGGACGGGUCGUCUGGUGGCCUUCGUUGAGAGCCAGACUCCCCUCGUCGUCUACUACUCCAAGGUCGGCCUUGAGAUGGCCAAGCUCGUCGUCAAGGGCCAGAACAUGUCCCCGCCUUCCGUUUCGACUUUCCAGACGUACUUCCAAAACCUAUGGAAACAGCUGCAGAACCCCAGCACCUUCGUCGCGGGCCUCGCGCAGUCGGUCAACCCCCAGCAGGUCCGCAACCUCUCAAGGACACAAGUGGCCGCCGGCGGCGUGCUACUAGCCGAGUGCCUCGGCUUCUUCACCGUCGGCGAGAUGAUCGGCAGGUUUAAGCUGAUUGGCUACCACGGCGAGAACCCCGCCGCUCACCACUGA